Messenger RNA from Xenopus laevis (African clawed frog), 2148 nucleotides. RefSeq lists its product as uncharacterized. The record is from RefSeq and is marked provisional. NCBI's taxonomy places the organism in Eukaryota, Metazoa, Chordata, Amphibia, Anura, Pipidae. The transcript has 10 exons. Gene Ontology annotation, cellular component: cytoplasm; endosome; plasma membrane. Gene Ontology annotation, molecular function: phospholipid binding; lipid binding. The coding region runs from base 130 to 1344 and encodes 404 amino acids. Gene Ontology annotation, biological process: cytoskeleton organization; plasma membrane tubulation; regulation of endocytosis.
CGGCUAGCUGCCAGUAAAGUCUAAAAAGUCAUCAUCUGUAAGGCACAGACAGGCAGCCAGCGAGGGAGAGAAAGGGACUGCAAUCAGCAACGGAUCUGAAGUCUAUGCAGGAAGGAGCAGGGCAGAGUCAUGUCUGGGAUUUACAGCGAAGUUGCUGCGGAUGAGAACACCAGCGACAGUUUCUGGAUGCCCAAUAACUACAGUAGCACGGUGAAGCGCACAGAAGAUGGCCACCGGCUUUGCGAUGAAAUUGUAGCGUGUUUCCAAGACAGAGCCAAGAUUGAGCGUCAGUAUGCUCUCCAGAUGGAGGAAUGGACCCACAAGUGGAAACCUCUGGUAGACAGCAGCCCUAUGUAUGGUUCUCUCCUGCGUGCCUGGCAGGCCUUUAUGAGCGCCACAGAACGUCUCAGUGAGCUCCAUACGCAGAUCCAGAAGACGCUGGUAGCAGAGGAUUCAGAGAAGAUACGCACGUGGCAGAAGGAGACAUAUCAUCGCAAGAUAUUUGGAGGGUUCAAGGAGUCCUGUGAGAUUGAGAAUGGGUUCCACAAGGCACAAAAGCCAUGGGCCAAAAAGUUAAAGAAGGUGGAAAAUUCCAAGGCUGCUUACCACAAAGCCUGUAAGAAGGAGCACUUGGCCAUUGUCCGAGAGAACAGCUCCAAAAUAAACCCGGAACUGUCCCAAGAGAAGUUGAAGAAACUCACAGAGGAUCAUGAGAAAUGCACACAGGACAAAGAAAAGGUAAAGCAGAGGUAUGAGAAGUCCCUACAGGAACUGAAUAAGUAUAAUCCUAAGUAUAUGGAAGAAAUGGAAACAGUGUUUGAUCAGAGCCAGCAACAGGAGCAGAAGAAGAUUCUCUUUCUCAAACAGGUCCUUGGGUCUAUGCACAAACAUCUGGAUAUCACCACUAAUGAGAGUGCAAAGACAGUGUAUGGGGAUUUAAAUGACGCAAUUGUCGCUGUAAAUGACCAAGAGGAUCUAAAAUGGUGGAAGAACAAGCACGGGCCUGGAAUGAUAAUGAACUGGCCUCAGCUGAAGGAGUGGACUCCGGACACAGAGCAACAAAUUGUGAAAAAGAAGACAGUGAAAGAGACAGACAAGGUGAAGUUAUACAGUGUAACGCCUACAGAAAGCAGUCAGAAUAAAGCUCCUAUCAAUGUUCCUGGGGUGCGUGUUCGAGCCGUAUAUGAUUAUUCAGGGCAGGAAUCUGAUGAGCUCAGUUUUAAAGCAGGUGAUGACCUCACAAAGAUUGAGGAUGAAGAUGAGCAAGGCUGGUGCAAAGGAGUGACAGAUAAAGGACAAGUAGGACUUUACCCUGCCAACUAUGUGGAAGUGAUUUCUGGAUGAGGUGGGGGGAUGCAUGGUGCAAGGAGCAGAGAUGCAAAGACUGAAUGCGGUUGCUUAAAGAUUUCUGCAAGAAGAAACGGAGGAAGCAGCAGCCUUACCUUGUAGUUGCUCCUCAACACAAACCCUACAAGAAAUACCACUGCUCUGGAAGGCAUUGCCAACUGACAGUAUUCUUCUCUUUUAUACACAGAACUAAAAUAUUCUUUAUAUCGUGACUCACGUGGAAGGCAUAUCUACUGGGCUGUAGUGUCCAUGUGGUGCCAAAUUAUUUUCAGCCAAGAACUCAAAGCUCCCUUAGGUGUGGGCAUUGGUUCCUCUCAAUGCAGAAAGUCAAGGACUUCAAUAAUAUAAUCCUGAAUGCCUAAAUCUGGUGGCACAUGGGGAGAUUAGUCUUCUCUGCUGCUGGCGACUAAUCUUCCUUAAAUGCCUUCCCACGGGCAAGAAUGGUGGGGUGGCAUUUGCAUCGCUUCGUUUCCCGAAAUGUUUCCUCAUGAGGCAACUUCAAGUGACUUCGGAAAACGAAGAGAUGCCACCAGCCAACUAGUAACUAGAUGUUACUGGGCCUCACAGCAAAAUCAUUUUAGGGACCCCAAAAUAUCUAGUUUUACCAAUAUUAUUAAAAUGCAGGCCUCAUGGGGCCCCCUAUACCUCUUGGGCCCCCUUGCAGUCGCAGGAUCUGCUUCCUCUGUAGUUUUGCCCCUGCCACCAGCCUUAGUGCAAUAACUCAGCAGCCCAGGAGAAGCUUUUUGUUACUGCCAUGUUUGCUGAAGCAGUGAAAGAUAUGAUUAAAGUGUCUGUACCACU